Molecule: messenger RNA, 799 nt
Organism: Arabidopsis thaliana (thale cress)
Lineage: Eukaryota; Viridiplantae; Streptophyta; Magnoliopsida; Brassicales; Brassicaceae
Product: zinc ion binding protein
Exons: 5
Coding region: 1-576 (191 amino acids)
Source: RefSeq, marked reviewed
AUGGGGACUCCGGAAUUUCCAGAUCUAGGGAAACACUGCUCCGUCGAUGUUUGCACGCAGAUCGAUUUCUUGCCCUUCACAUGUGAUCGCUGCCUUCAGGUGCUUUGUUUGGAUCAUUGUAGCUAUAUGUUAAACCCUGACGAAGAUUCAAACAUAACUUGGGAUAAACAUGUUAAUGAUACAGAUUGUGAUCCCUCAAACUACGAAAACGAUGUUAAGAAGAAGAAGAAACAAUGUCCUGUUUCUAGUUGUUCUGGACCGAAGGAACCCGAUUCGAGUAUCUCGAGUACAAACACAACAGUAGCUGCUACAAGCGCUCCUGCAUCAUCUUCAUCUUCUUCAAUAUCGUCUGCUAGUUUUUUCGCUUCAGCCGAAGCACGUUUUAGAAAGACAAGAUUGAAUCGGACAAGAUUGAAUCGGGCAAGAUUGAAUCCGACCAGGGAAGAUGAAGAUCCUAGAGUGGAAAACCUCCCUCUAUGGAUGAUCAGGGAAGGAGUGGCUGAUGUAGUAGGGGAACUGAGAGGACAGAUGAGUCAGGAAGAAGAAGAAGAAGAUGUUGAAUGGGAAGAAGAAUAAGCUCCUGUUUCAGAUAUAGGUGUGGAGAGGUGGGUAAACUUAAAUGGUCUGACCGAGCCACAAUUCCAGUUCAUUGCGGUUUUUGACCCUUCUACAUUUCCAUAGAGUCCAAAAUCUCUCAAUUUGGUGCACGGGAAUGUCUUAAAUGGAUGUAAAACCUGAGCUACGAAUCUGUCCAAAAAUGUAUUUUGAUCGUCUUUUGUUUUUUUUUUUUGCUCCAAAA